CUGCGCAGCCACAAUUCUGUAUUUAUAUAAAACCUUUCCCUGCCGUUGAAGUCUUAAUAUCACAUGUUAAAUUAGUACUCGUUUGUGUCGUUUCCGUGCUGGAAAGAGGAAGUGUGAGAGGAAUAACUUUUAUGUAUCUCGUGUGCGUCCUUGAGCAUUAACGACUCUUUGGUGUUCUGACCGACAUCCCAGGGAGACACCCAUUCUAAUACAUCCUUCCUAAUACAGUCCUUUCCUUUACCACCCAAACUACAAUCAUUUAACAAACCGGGAGACUGAAUGGCAGAGGAGGCACGUGCGAAUACUGUUAACAGCGUGGUCCCAGGUGAUGAAGGGGAAGCGAAGUUUAAGAAAUGUGACCAGAUUGCGUUUUACAGGCGGCAGAAGCAGGGACUCGCAACACAAUAUCGCCCCCUGCUGGACACUUUGGUGAUAACAGACAAGGGGGCGCAGCUCGAGCUUCACGACCCAGGCACACGGGUAAAACUGCUUCUCCAGGUGUGUGCCAUCAAUGACGGGACGGUUAGGGUCACCGUCGAUGAACUUGAGCCAAUUAGAGAACGCUACAGGGUUCCAGAUGUUCUGAUUGGACCACCUGUCUGUGAGCGGUUAAAGGUGGUCCGGAGGGGGGAGAACUCCCUGACGUUGGGCUGGGGUUCGGGUCAGUACCGGUUUCGGGUCGGCGCCAGUCCCUUUCUGCUGGAGGUGCUGUGUGAGGACGAGGUGACCGUCACACUCAACCCAAACGGCCGGCUGUUCUUUGAGCCGCUGCAGGAUCCACCUGAGACAGGGCUGUCAGCAGAGGCAGAUGAGGAGGACGAGGAGAAUACAGGGUUGUGGAAGGAGACCUUUAAACAGUUUGUGGACAUCAAGGCAAAUGGCCCCACCUCGGUCGGCCUGGACCUGCGGCUGCACGGCUUCUCCCAUGUGUAUGGCGUCCCUGAGCACGCCGACGCCCUCCGGCUGAAGGACACCAGGGACGGGGAUGCCUACCGCCUGUACAACCUGGAUGUGUUCGGCUACGACAUCCACAGCCGCCUGGGUCUGUACGGCUCCGUGCCCUUCCUGCUGGCCCACAAGCCCAAAAGAAGCGUGGGGGUUUUCUGGCUCAAUGCGUCCGAAACCCUGCUGGAUAUCCGGUCCACUGAGGAGGGUACCGCCACCGCAGAGGAGGGGAGCAACCCCCCUCCAGAGAAGAGGAGGGUGCCCCCCCACACGGACCUGCACUGGAUGUCCGAGAGUGGUGUGAUUGACACCUUCGUCCUGCUAGGCCCCUCCCCUUCCCAGGUCUUCACGCAGUAUGCUGAACUAACAGGACACCAGGCUCUGCCCCCGCUCUUCUCCCUGGGCUACCACCAGAGUCGCUGGAGUUACGAGGACGAGGUGGACGCGCGGGCCGUGGACGCGGGCUUCGACCGCCACGCCAUCCCCUACGACGUGCUCUGGCUGGACAUCGAUCACACGCGCGGGAACCGCUACUUCACCUGGCACCCCGAGCGCUUCCCCGACCCCGUGGGCCUGCAGCGCCACCUGGAGGAGAGAAACAGGAAACUGGUGGUCAUCAGUGACCCGCACUUCAAGGUGGACCCCCUCUGGUCUCUGUACUCCGAGGCCAAGCAGGGCCGCCAUUUUGUGAGGGACAGGACGGGAGGGCUGUACUUCGGGUCCUGCUGGCCAGGUGAUUCUUGUUAUGUGGACUUCAGCAGCCCUAAGGCUCGGGCAUGGUACUCCAGCCUCUUUGCUCUAGAGAAGUACAAGGGCUCCACGGAAUCGCUGUUCGUGUGGAACGACAUGAACGAGCCGUCCGUGUUCGGCGGUCCCGAGCAGACCAUGCCCAAAGACGCAGUGCAUUGUGGGGGCUGGGAGCACCGGGACUUGCACAACCUGUACGGAUUCCAUCAGCACUUGGCCACGGUGGAGGGUCUUCUGGCUCGGUCUGGGGGCACGGAGAGGCCCUUUGUCCUGUCCCGCUCGUUCUUUGCCGGGUCACAGAGGCUGGUGGCGGUGUGGACGGGCGAUAAUCUGGCGACCUGGGCGUACCUGAAGAUCUCCAUCCCCAUGGUCCUGUCCCUGAGCAUUGCGGGUGUCGCCUUCUGUGGAGCGGAUGUGGGGGGGUUUUACUGGGACCCGGAGCCAGAGCUGCUGGUGCGCUGGAACCAGGCGGGGGCGCUGCAGCCCUUCUUCCGCGGCCACUCCGCCAUGCACGCCAAGCGGCGGGAGCCCUGGCUGUUCGGGGCCGCCGUCACCGCGGCGAUCCGCUCCGCCAUCCGGGAGCGCUACCGCCUGCUGCCCUACUGGUACACGCUGUUUUACCACGCCCACACCGCGGCUCAGCCACCGGUCAGGCCCCUGUGGGUGGAGUUUCCCCAGGAGGAGGACACCUUCGCUGUGGAGAACACGUACAUGAUAGGAAGUGCUUUGCUGACAUGUCCAGUGACUGACCCUGGGGUCACCGAGGUGAAGGUUUUACUUCCGGGAACUGACGAGAGCUGGUAUGAUGUGAGCACUGGUCAGGUCUUCAGUGGUGGCAGGAGUGUGAGCUUCCCUGUGACUCUGGACACUGUCCCCCUGUUUCAGCGCGGGGGUACAGUGGUCCCCAGGAGGACAGGGCCUGGAUCCUGCACAGCCGACCUGCAGAAGCUGCCCUUCACUCUCACCGUCGCCCUGAACUCCAAGGGCUGCGCAGAAGGGGAACUGUACCUGGACGACGGACACUCCUUCAACUUCCGGGACAGGAAGCAGUUUUCCCUGCGCCGGUUUUCCCUGAAGCAGGGCCGUCUGCUGAAUUGCUGUGCAGACGACGCGGGGCGGUAUGGGGCAGGGUGCUCUGUGCAGUCCGUCAGCUUCCUGGGGGUGAAACGCAAACCGUCUGCAGUGUCCGUGGAGAUUUCCGGUGCCGUGAAGGAUUGUGCUGAGGUCCAGUACCAGCCAGAGAGCCACAAGCUGACAGUGGAAGGUCUGGACCUGGAUGUGGAAAAGGACUGGGAACUCAGGAUCCUCUAAAAACUCAACUACCCAGCAUGCACUGCGCAUUGUUCAUCAUUGUUCAUCCGUGUAUUGUUCUGGGGUGAAACGGCUUUUUUUAAUUACGAAAUUCCGCCAUUAAGGAUAUGAUUUUAAAUGUUCUUGUAUUCAUUGUGCGUGGUUUUGCCCUCCGGGAAAGGCCAAAGUACGCGUUAGCGUGAAGAUUUGUUUUCAGUGAUCCUGAAUUCUUACAAUCGAUCACGCUCAGAGGGAUGACUCUGAGAGCGGUGACGUGCUGUUGAAAGCAGAUUCAGUGAGAGUCGCAGUGGAGCACAGCUAAGGUGUCGGACUUCCACGCGGGCAUCAGUCCCGUGCGGAUGCACACCGAGGGCCGGGUUUCGCGUCCCGGUCCUGCUAAAGCCAGCUGAAGUGAGAGAGGCAUAAUUGGCUCGCCCCUCUCACAAAAAUGGUAAAUGGUUGCCAUUUAUAUAGCGCUUUUAUCCAAAGCGCUGUACAAUUGAUGCUUCUCAUUAACCCGUUCACACACGCGCGCGCACACACACACACCGACGGCGAUUGGCUGCCAUGCAAGGCACCGACCAGCUCGUCAGGAGCAUUUAGGGGUUAGGUGUCUUGCUUGACACUUCGACACAGCCCGGGCGGGGGAUCGAACUGGCAACCCUCCGGCUGCCAGACGACUGCUCUUACUGCCUGAGCCAAUGUCCCGAGCCAUGUCGCCCCAUUUUCAAAAAAAGAAAACAAUUCAAAGGUUUUUUUUUCUUUUUCAAAUAUUCACCUCAGAGUGCACGUGAUGAUAAUGACAGUUGUCGGAAGAAGAACCAAAUGCAUGCAACAAAUCAGUAUUUAAAGCUCCAGAGUGAUUUUCUACAGGGCAAAAGCCAGUUAAUCCAGUUCCAGUUAAUCAGUGUCCACUGUGUCGAUUUCUGACUUAAAGGGAAUGUAAUGAUUAGCUAAAGCGGCAAAAUAAUAAAUCAUGUACAUUUCACCUCA
This is a messenger RNA of Conger conger (European conger), 3975 nucleotides long. It is a transcript of the gene ganc, whose product is annotated as glucosidase, alpha; neutral C. The transcript has 25 exons. The coding region runs from base 280 to 3003 and encodes 907 amino acids. Gene Ontology annotation, molecular function: carbohydrate binding; alpha-1,4-glucosidase activity. Gene Ontology annotation, biological process: N-glycan processing; carbohydrate metabolic process. The record is from RefSeq and is a predicted model, not a curated record. NCBI's taxonomy places the organism in Eukaryota, Metazoa, Chordata, Actinopteri, Anguilliformes, Congridae.